GUGCAAUGAAACCCCUGCCAACAUCCAGUCAGAGUGCAAUGAAGCCCCAGUCAACAUCCAGUCAGAGUGCAAUGAAGCCCCAGUCAACAUCCAGUCAGAGUGCAAUGAAGCCCCUGCGAACAUCCAGUCAGAGUGCAAUAAAGCCCCAGUCAACAUCCAGUCAGAGUGCAAUGAAGCCCCAGUCAACAUCCAGUCAGAGUGCAAUGAAGCCCCAGUCAACAUCCAGUCAGAGUGCAAUGAAGCCCCAGUCAACAUCCAGUCAGAGUGCAAUGAAGCCCCAGUCAACAUCCAGCCAGAGUGCAAUGAAGCUCCAGUCAACAUCCAGUCAGAAUGCAAUGAAGCCCCAGUCAACAUCCAGUCAGAGUGCAAUGAUGCCCCAGUCAACAUCUAGUCAGAGUGCAAUGAAGCCCCAGUCAACAUCCAGUCACAGUGCAAUGAAGCCCCAGUCAACAUCCAGUCAGAGUGCAAUGAAGCCCCAGUCAACAUCCAGUCAGAGUGCAAUGAAGCCCCAGUCAACAUCCAGUCAGAAUGCAAUGAAGCCCCAUCAGAGUGCAAUGAAGCCCCAGUCAACAUCCACUCAGAGUGCAAUGAAGCCCCAGUCAACAUCCAGUCAGAGUGCAAUAACGCCCCAGUCAACAUCUAGUCAGAGUGCAAUUAAGCCCCAGUCAGCAUCCAGUCAGAGUGCAAUGAAGCCCCAGUCAACAUCCAGUCAGAGUGCAAUGAAGCCCCAGUCAACAUCCAGUCGGAGUACAAUGAAGCCCCAGUCAACAUCCAGUCAGAAUGCAAUGAAGCUCCAGUCAUUUUCCAGUCAGAGUGCAAUGAAGCCCCAGUCAACAUCUAGUCAGAGUGCAAUGAAGCCCCAGUCAACAUCCAGUCAGAGUGCAAUGAAGCCCCAGUAA
Messenger RNA from Dreissena polymorpha, 899 nucleotides. RefSeq names its product putative protein TPRXL. The record is from RefSeq and is a predicted model, not a curated record. The transcript has 2 exons. NCBI's taxonomy places the organism in Eukaryota, Metazoa, Mollusca, Bivalvia, Myida, Dreissenidae. The coding region runs from base 6 to 899 and encodes 297 amino acids.